AUGCAAGACAAAGUAGACCCCACAACUCUCUACAUAGGUAUCAGAGGACUACAACGAGAUUCACGUGGCGGUGCCGGUUGGGACGUGCAGCCAGAGAAGCUGGACUUCAGCCAUUUCCACAGGAAACACUUCAGAGGAACGCCAAAGCACCUGCCACACAUCGACAGAGAGGGGAUGAAUAAAAACAAGUUUGAGGAAGAUGACGGCAUAGACAUGAAUGACAUAGAGAGGUUCCUUCCCCAUCUGCGCUCUGUCUUCCCUCCCCUUCCUAAUGAGGCUGAGAUCGCACAAACCAAAAAGCUGUUCCGACGCAGGAGGAAUGACCGACGAGCGCUUGAUCAGUUCACCAGAGACCAGUUAACCAUACUCCUGCCUCACGGCCCUGGGGGAAGGCGGCAUGUCUCAGCCAGGAGACAGCAGCGACCUCAGGGAGGAGGAGGAGGAGGAGGUGGAGGGGGCGGAGGAGGCGGAGGGGGGGGCGGAGGAGUGAAGAACCAACCUCAGCUGAUACAACAACAGUCCCCACAGCAUCAGAGGGAUCUAACCCAACAACAAUGUCAAAACCAACAGCAGCAGAAUAUACCGGAACAGGGAGAUAACAGAAACAGUAGUGCCGGUCGGCCGCCGCGCCAGUACCAGGGGGGGCAUGGGCAGCGCCAGGGAGGACCCCCGCACCACGGAUACAGCCAGAACAGGCGCUGGCACCCCAAUCAGAAAGUUCAGGGAUACGGACAGACGAACGUUACAGGGGACAAAGGAGUACCCCCGAGAGCAACCAAAGACAAACAGACUGAGAAUGUAAAACCAGGUGAGGAGCAGAUCAGUGCACCUCAAGACUUCAGAAGUCCCACUGAAUCCCCCAGACCUGAGUCCGCACCAAACACAAAUGCUUUCCCACAACCGACAGUUAAAAAGGAAUCUCCCAACCCACCAGGAAGUAGAAAGGCAAGCGAGGGCCAGUCGGAGCGGCCCAAAAUCGACUUGCUGCAGUCGUCAAAGGAGAGGCUGAGGAGGAGACUAAAGGACAAGGAAGAGGCUGGUGUGGAGGCGUCGGGCCCCGGCUCACAGAGCAUGGACCGGCUGGUGGAGCUCCUCAACAGCAUGAGGAGCAACAGCAGUGGGGUGGAGCAGCAGCUGGCCUCCUUCAUGGAGGAGGCGCAGAAUUCGGCACGGUGCGAGGAGACCCUGGCUCAGGUGGUCAGCACCCUCUACUCCAAAGCCGUGUCGGACAGGAGCUUCGCCGCCACAGCCGCCAAGCUCUGUGACAAGAUGGCGCUGUUCAUGGUGGAGGGGACCAAGUUCAGAUCUCUGCUGCUCAACAUGCUGCAGAGGGACUUUGCCCGUCGAGAGGAGCUCCAGCAGUCGGAUGUGGAGAGGUGGUUAGGUUUCAUCACCUUCUUGUGUGAGGUGUUUGGCACCAUGAGGAGCAGCUCUGCGGACCCUUUCAGAGUGCUGGUGUGUCCCAUCUACACCUGCCUACGAGAGCUAUUGGAGUCCACUGAUGUGAAGGAAGAUGCAGUGCUGUGCUGUUCAAUGGAGCUCCAGAGUAUGGGGCGCCUCCUGGAGGAGCAGCUCCCUGAGAUGAUGACGGAGCUCCUGGCCGCCGUCAGGGACAAGAUGCUGAGCCCGGGCGAGUCGCCGCUGACCCGCUCUCUCCUCAUGGAGGUCAUCGAGCUGCACGCGCACCACUGGAACCCCCUGGAGGCCCUCACCACCCAAUACUACAACCGCACCAUCCAGAAGCUCACCACCUCCACUGCCUAGGUGCCAGAGAGGAGACCCCCUCCCCCCUCUGUUGCCCCUGGAAACAUUUUCCAUUUGAGCAUCAAUGUGCUCUUCCACUUUUACCAAAACAUAGGAAUUUAACAACACUCUAAAUGAAUACAUGCUUUACGUUUUUUUUGCACAUUUCACUAAUUUCUCCAAGAUGGGUGACCACUACCGCAAAAAAGAAAAGAAUCACUAAACAGGACCCCCGAUCCAUCAAGGCAACACUACAUGUGGCGUUCAAACAAUGAAAAGCGUAUUUGACACACAACAGCAGCGUAUAUGUGGCCAGUAGGGGCCACACAGGGC
Messenger RNA from Notothenia coriiceps (black rockcod), 2076 nucleotides. It is a transcript of the gene ctif, whose product is annotated as CBP80/20-dependent translation initiation factor. Lineage: Eukaryota; Metazoa; Chordata; Actinopteri; Perciformes; Nototheniidae. The coding region runs from base 1 to 1764 and encodes 587 amino acids. Gene Ontology annotation, molecular function: RNA binding; protein binding; translation activator activity. The transcript is spliced from 10 exons. Gene Ontology annotation, cellular component: cytosol. Gene Ontology annotation, biological process: regulation of translational initiation. The record is from RefSeq and is a predicted model, not a curated record.